AUGCAGCAUCAGUGGGAAGAUGCAGCGCAUAGUAGAACGCAAUGGAGGAGAAUUAAAUCAGCCGAACAAAAGAAUAAACUUCUGCUAGUCAUAGCCUUUAUAGACUUUCAGAAGGCUUUCGACUUGAUAUAUUCUAAGACAAUAAUAGAGGCCCUAGCGAAACAAGGUACUGUCAGGCCUUUUAUAGGAACACUCGCCAAUAUACACAAAGAAGCCAAGGCAAGAGUAAUGAUAUAUAAACAAUCCCAGUGUUCCCAACUAGCAAAGGAGUACGACACGGAGACGCGAUAUCCCCAAACCUGUUUAAACAACAUCAAGAAAUCUUCCGUCAACUGGACUGGACCAAAAAUAUUAAAAUUAGAUGAAGAAUAUCUCAACUAUCUAAGAUACGCUGAUGAUAUAGUCCUAAUUGCCAAUAGCCCCGAAGAACUACAAACAUAA
This is a messenger RNA of Sitophilus oryzae (rice weevil), 441 nucleotides long. RefSeq lists its product as uncharacterized. The transcript has 2 exons. Lineage: Eukaryota; Metazoa; Arthropoda; Insecta; Coleoptera; Curculionidae. The coding region runs from base 1 to 441 and encodes 146 amino acids. The record is from RefSeq and is a predicted model, not a curated record.